Molecule: messenger RNA, 1155 nt
Organism: Setaria italica (foxtail millet)
Lineage: Eukaryota; Viridiplantae; Streptophyta; Magnoliopsida; Poales; Poaceae
Product: probable ubiquitin-conjugating enzyme E2 12
Exons: 2
Coding region: 579-1034 (151 amino acids)
Source: RefSeq, a predicted model, not a curated record
AACUUUAACACCACCUUCCCAAAUAGGCCCUAUAUAUUGAUCUCGAGGGUUGGACGCCGUGGAUUCCAGCGAUCUCUCCAGCACUAGCACGUUUGAAUCAACAACGCAGACUUCGCCUCAACGAACAGGGAUUCCCCGGUUCCCCCACAGGCGCAGGCGCGCAGCACCCGUGACACGGCGACUGAUCAGAUCAGAGCACACCUGGGAGGGAGGGAGGAAGGACGAUGGGCUUGGAGCCGGACAUACGACGGAUCCGGAGCGAGCUCCGCAAGAUAUGGGUCGACCCGCCGGCGUUCUGCCGGCCCGGCGCGUCGCCGGUGACGGACCUCCUCCACUGGGAGGUGGUCAUCGACGGCCCCGACGGCAGCCCCUACUUCGGAGGGACGUUCCCCGUAGACAUCGACUUCAGCAUUUAUCCCCUGAGUCCCCCAAAGAUCACCUCAAAACCAAGGUGUACCACCCGAACAUCAACUCGGAUAGGGAGAUGACGCUGGGCAUCUUGCACUACGAGGACUGGAGCCCGGCAACGACCAUCCACGGGAUCCCUCAUCUUCAUCGUCUCCGUGCUCUGCCACCACAUGCUCGACGGCCACCGGACCAACGACGAGGUCAACGACGUGUACGAGAGAGACAUCGAGCUGUACGAGCAGCUGGCCAUUGCGUGGACCUGGAAGUACUCGGCGCCGAUCGUCUCCCACUACCCGACCGACGAAUUAGACGAGCGGUGGCUGGACCACUGCGACGCCGUCGCCACCAAGCGUGCUGCCGACGAGGCGGAAGAGAGGCUGCGCCGCUACGAGGAAGAGAGGCGGCGCCACCAAGAGGAGGAAGAGGCGUUGGAGCGCCGCGCCGCCGCGUCGUCUUGGCCUGCCCGUGCAAGGAGGAUCGCGUUGCUGCCCCGUGUGACGUGGAAACGGGUGGUGGCGUUUCUUCAGGGAUGGUCCAUCGCCUUGCCGUUUGCUACCUCUAGGAGGCGCUUUUCUUCUACCGUGCUGCUCCCUUUGUCCAAUUAUACUGGACGCGCUUGUUUUUAGAACAGAAACCAAUUUAUAUGUUUAUUAACGUGCAUAAAAGUGGAUUUGUAUAUAUUUCAAGGACAUCUCACAUUGGUAUUGUAACUAUUAUAUUGCAUGAGAAAAUGAUUGUCUAAAUUUA